CGGGGCUCCCGGCACACGUCCCGCCUCCAGGUCCCACCUAGUCCCCCGGGCAACGCUCAUGGGUUUGCGCAACGUGUGUGCCCUGGAACUCACUCUGUGUCCGCCCGCGCCCUCCGAGCAUGGCUUAUCAUCUGGUUACCAUUUCUGAGUCGUUCUCCAGUGUGGUAGACGCGGCUGCCCAGCAACCCAGGCCCUCGGUCACAUGGAACCUGGGCUCGCCUUUGGGUUAUUCGACCGCCGCUCAGGCCACCACCAGUUCCGGCACCACCCCGGCCUGGACCUUCCAGCGCGAUAGGCUCGGCACUCACCCCGAAAUCAACGUAGGGACCCACCCGCAGAUCUGCUUCCUGCGGCCGCGGACAGCGCAGCUGCCGGUGCUCUUCAGCUUAAUGAAUUCCAGUGAAGCAGCAGUGAAAAAUUUUUUACCCAAGAGCAACUUACCCCGGGUGAUUAUUCGUGACAACCUCAGUGCACAACGAGUCUAUGAGAUGGAGAUAAGAGCUUCAGACAAGACCAAGAGAAAGAUGAGCCACUCGUAUGACCAUCUGAAGAAAAAGUUCAUGACCGACCAGCUCAGAAAGCUGGGGUGCUGGAGACGGGAAUCCAUGAACAUCCAGCAGUACCUGGAUAGCAUCCAAGUAUGCAAGGUCCAGUUCAACCUCCAUCCUCACAGGAAAAGCCAGCCACCCUAGUCAAGGCAGAAUAAUCUGCCCCUGAACCAUGAUGACACUAGACUACAGGAGGAGGAGACGUAGAAACUAGCCAGCCUACACCAUCACAGAACCAUAAUAAACUAAGAUCAGCGGACAGUGGA
Molecule: messenger RNA, 814 nt
Organism: Neofelis nebulosa (Clouded leopard)
Lineage: Eukaryota; Metazoa; Chordata; Mammalia; Carnivora; Felidae
Gene: C11H5orf52
Product: chromosome 11 C5orf52 homolog
Exons: 3
Coding region: 120-692 (190 amino acids)
Source: RefSeq, a predicted model, not a curated record